This is a messenger RNA of Ascochyta rabiei, 2343 nucleotides long. Its product is annotated as Dolichyl-phosphate-mannose--protein mannosyltransferase. Gene Ontology annotation, biological process: protein O-linked glycosylation via mannose. The record is from RefSeq and is a predicted model, not a curated record. The transcript has 2 exons. Bases 1 to 2343 code for a protein of 780 amino acids. Gene Ontology annotation, molecular function: dolichyl-phosphate-mannose-protein mannosyltransferase activity. Lineage: Eukaryota; Fungi; Ascomycota; Dothideomycetes; Pleosporales; Didymellaceae. Gene Ontology annotation, cellular component: membrane; endoplasmic reticulum.
AUGGCCUCCCCCACCGGCGUGAGGCAGCGCGCUGCUAAAGACAGUAAGAAGCGCUCGACAACACCAACCCCCCCGUCCGCCGCAGUCGUGUCUGAAAAGGCCGCAGUCGUGUCUGAAAAGGCUGCCAAUUUCCUCGAAAAGGCCAAGCCGUACAAGCCACGACAGAAGCAGUCAGAAUGGAACUACAAGCUCACCAUCACAAUCAUGACGGCGCUUGCAUUCGUCACGCGCUUCUGGGGCAUCUCCCACCCGGACCAGGUCGUCUUUGAUGAAGUGCACUUUGGAAAGUUUGCUUCAUACUACCUGCAACGAACCUACUUCUUCGAUGUUCAUCCUCCUUUCGGAAAGCUCCUGUUCGCCUUCGCUGGCUGGCUCGUUGGCUACAAGGGCGAGUUCCUCUUCGAGAACAUCGGCGACUCGUACGUCUCCAACAACGUUCCCUACGUCGCAUACCGUGCCAUGCCCGCCUCGCUGGGCGCUCUCACCGUUCCCAUUGUCUUCCUCAUCAUGUGGGAGUCUGGCUACUCCCUGCCCGCAUGCGUCACUGCUGCUGGUCUCAUGCUCCUCGACAACGCCCAUAUUGGCCAGACCCGCCUGAUUCUGCUUGAUGCAUCGCUCAUCUUCUUCAUGGCCCUUUCGGUCCUCGCAUACGUUCGUUUCUACAAGCUGCGACAUGACCCCUUCAGCCGCAAGUGGUGGAAGUGGCUGCUCUUGACGGGCAUCAGCCUGAGCUGUGUCAUUUCCAUCAAGUACGUCGGUGUCUUCACCUUCUUCUCGAUUGGUGUCCCUGUUCUGUUCGACCUGUGGGACCUGAUGGAUGUCAACCGCCGCCAGGGCGCAUUGUCUCUUCCCGAGUUCGGCAAGCACUUCGCUGCUCGCAUCAUUGGUCUGGUCGUCGUUCCCUUCUUCCUCUACCUAUUCUGGUUCCAGGUUCACUUCACCAUCCUCAACCGAUCCGGUCCUGGUGACGACUUCAUGACUCCCGAGUUCCAAGAGACUCUGAGCGACAACGUGAUGACGCUCCAGUCUGUUGGUAUCAACUACUACGACUCCAUCACCAUGCGCCACAAGGAGACAAAGGUUUACCUCCACAGUCACACAGACAAGUACCCGCUCCGCUACGAUGAUGGCCGUGUCUCUUCUCAGGGACAGCAAGUUACUGGAUAUCCUCACAACGACACCAACAACCACUGGCAGGUACUCCCCGUGAAGGCACUCCCGAGUGAGGUUGGUCAGCGCGUCAAGAUUGGCGAUGUCGUCCGUCUGCGCCACGUUAUCACCGACACCGUCCUUCUUACACACGAUGUCGCAUCUCCUUACUACCCCACCAACCAGGAGUUUACCACUGCUGCCAAGGACGAGGCGGCUGGCGCACGUUUCAACGAUACUUUGUUCGAGAUCAAAGUUGAAAAGGGCAAGGGUGACUUCAAGACCAUGUCCACUCAUUUCAAGCUUGUCCACGUGCCCACCAAGGUUGCCAUGUGGACUCACACCAAGCCUCUGCCUGAUUGGGCGUACAAGCAGGCCGAAAUCAACGGCAACAAGAACGUCCAACAGUCCAGCAACGUCUGGUAUGUAGACGAUAUUCCUUCUUUGCCUGCGGAAGACGAGCGCAACAAGAAGGAGGUCAAGCAAGUCAAGCACCUUAGCUUCCUCCGGAAAUGGGUCGAGCUUCAGCGCGCCAUGUUUUACCACAACAACGCCUUGACCAGUUCUCACCCGUAUGCUUCUCAGCCCAUCUCCUGGCCUUUCCUUCUUCGCGGUGUCUCUUUCUGGACACACAACGAUACCCGCGAACAGAUCUACUUCCUUGGCAACCCAAUCGGUUGGUGGCUCGUAUCUUCUCUUCUGGCAGUCUUCGCUGGUAUUAUCGGCGCUGACCAGUUGGCUCUGCGCCGUGGCAUGGACGCUCUCGACGACCGCACCCGCUCCCGUCUCUAUAACUCGACUGGAUUCUUCUUCCUUACCUGGGCCGCUCACUACAUCCCAUUCUACAUCAUGGGUCGUCAGCUGUUCCUGCACCACUAUCUCCCAGCUCACCUUGCAUCUUGUCUGGUUACGGGUGCCCUAGUCGAAUUCAUCUUCUGCAUCGAGCCCCAGGAACCUCAAACCCCCGGAACUCCUGCUGAGAAGGGCCACCGCAGGACUCGCUCCCGCCCUGUUCGCGAGCGUGUUGCCACUGCCAGCCAGCUUGGAAGCUGGAUCGCCACAGGCGUCAUCUUGGCUGCGGCUCUCUGGUGCUUCCUCUUCUUUGCGCCGCUCACGUAUGGCAAGCCAGGUCUCACGGUUGAUCAGGUUCAGGCCAGGAAGUGGCUCGGCUACGACUUGCACUUCGCCAAAUAG